Molecule: messenger RNA, 1806 nt
Organism: Pochonia chlamydosporia 170
Lineage: Eukaryota; Fungi; Ascomycota; Sordariomycetes; Hypocreales; Clavicipitaceae
Product: gamma-glutamyltransferase
Exons: 4
Coding region: 1-1806 (601 amino acids)
Source: RefSeq, a predicted model, not a curated record
AUGCCACUCACCACUUCAUCCGUCUACCAAAACCCGGACCUCUUCAAGUUCCCCUCCCGAAGAAGCGUCGUCCACAGCACCGAGGGCAUCGUCGCCUGUACGCAACCACUCGCGGCGAAAUGUGGUCUUGAUGUGCUUCGAGCAGGCGGUAAUGCGGUUGAUGCCGCAGUGGCAGUUGCCGCUGGUCUCAACAUGACAGAGCCAUGCUCAACAGGCAUUGGUGGCGACAUGUUCAUCCUCUUCUGGGAUGCGUCCUCCAAGCAGGUCAAGGCAAUGAACGGCUCUGGCCGUGCAGGCGCCAAGUCGACGCUCGAUGCCGUCCGCAAAGGUCUCAACCUCCCUGACAGCAAGCGAGGUGCCGAAAUCCCCAAGACUAGUGCCCAUGCAGUCACUGUUCCCGGUGCCGCAGCUGGAUGGAUCGAUGCCGUUGAGAGGUUUGGCAGCGGCAAAGUCGAUAUGAAGCGUAUCCUGGCCUCGGCCAUCGAACUUGGCGAGAAGGGGUUCCCAGUGUCUGAAGUAGCCGCCCAUUCUUGGUCUGUUUCCGAGGCUCGCAUCAAAGAGGCAUCGCCCAACUUUGCUGAAAUGCUCAAAAAUGACCCCAACGCAGAAGGUGGCGUUCGAGCUCCUCGCGCCGGCGAGAUCAUGAAGAAUCCAACUUUGGCCAAGACGUUCCGCACUCUCGCCGAGGAAGGAAAGAAAGGUUUCUACGAAGGUAGAAUUGCCCAAGAACUAGUCAAAGUUGUGCAAAGCCUAGGUGGCUUGUUGGAACUUGAGGACUUGAAGCAUCAUCUAGAAGUGGGCAGUGAACCAGUCGAGCCCAUUUCUCUCAAGUUCCAAGGUCAAGGUGCUGGCUCCGAGGAUGGCGUGGAGCUCUGGGAACAUCCUCCCAAUGGCCAAGGGAUUGUCGCCUUGAUGGCCCUCGGCAUAAUUCAAGAAUUGGAGAAACAGGGCAAGAUCCCUACGUUUAGGCCAGAAGACUUCAACUCAGCCCCUUACCUGCACGCCAUUAUAGAAGCGCUGAGACUGGGCUUUGCGGAUGGCAGCUGGUUCGUCACGGAUCCAAACGUCACCAAGGUACCUGUUCAAGGGUUGAUCUCGCAAGAGUAUCUUGCCCAGCGAGCUAAACUCUUUGAUCCCACAAAGGCAGUCCAGGUGCAUGAUCACGGCGAUCCCCCAUUCGUUUCGCCCGCCUUGUCCAGCAGUGACACUGUAUAUUUCACCGUCACUGACUCUCAAGGCAACGCUGCUUCCUUCAUCAAUUCCAACUACGCGGGUUUCGGAACCAGCAUCAUCCCCAAGGGCUGUGGAUUCACACUACAGAACCGAGGAGCCAACUUCUCACUGGAUGCAGACCAUCCAAACAAGAUUGAGCCCAGAAAGAGGCCAUACCAUACCAUCAUUCCCGGAAUGGUAACCAACCUACGAGACGGGUCGCUGCACUCCUCGUUCGGCGUUAUGGGAGGGUUCAUGCAGCCUCAGGGCCAUGUUCAGGUCCUUCUAGGUCAGCUCGUGGGCCAAUUGAACCCCCAACAGGCUCUUGAUGCUCCCAGAAUCUGCAUCGGUGGCGGUCUGCCCGAGAGUGGCGAGGGAAUCGACUGGACUGUAAAUGUGGAAGAGGGCAUGCCAGAGGAGACCAUCGAGGGGUUGAAAAAGCUAGGUCACCAAGUAAGUGUGGUUUCUGGUACCGGAAGAGGAUUGUUUGGUCGCGGCCAGGUUAUUCGUUAUGUAGUUGAUCCCGUGGAGGGGACGGGCAUUUGGUCCGCAGGAAGUGAUAUGCGAGCUGAUGGUGCCGCAUAUCCUCUGUAA